AUUCAAAACCCUAUAAAUUCGACCCCAAUUCUCCAACCUCUCCAUAUCAUAUCACAGACCCCCAAAAUUCUCAAAACCCUUAAAUCGAAUUUCAACUCCAUCUUCUUCUUCUUCCCCAAAAUGCCUGCAAUUCCAGAAGAGCCGCUGCUAAUGGCCAACCCGGACCGGUUCUGCAUGUUCCCCAUUCAGUACCCGGAGAUCUGGGAAAUGUACAAGAAGGCCGAGGCGUCGUUCUGGACCGCCGAGGAGGUCGACCUCGACCAGGACCAGCGCCACUGGGAGACCCUAACCCCGGGGGAGAAGCACUUCAUCACCCACGUCCUCGCCUUCUUCGCCGCCUCCGACGGCAUCGUUCUCGAGAAUCUCGCCGGCCGCUUCAUGAAGGAGGUACAGGUCUCGGAGGCGCGUGCCUUCUACGGCUUCCAGAUCGCGAUUGAGAACAUCCACUCCGAGAUGUACAGCCUUCUUCUCGAGACCUACAUCAAAGACUCGGACGAGAAGAGCCGUCUCUUCCGGGCCGUCGACACCAUUCCCUGCGUCGCCAAGAAGGCCCAGUGGGCCCUGCGCUGGAUCGACGGCUCCGAGACGUUCGCGGAGCGCAUCGUGGCCUUUGCCUGCGUGGAGGGGAUCUUCUUCUCGGGGAGCUUCUGCGCGAUAUUUUGGCUAAAAAAGCGCGGGUUAAUGCCCGGUCUGACCUUCUCGAACGAGUUGAUCUCGCGAGAUGAAGGCCUCCACUGCGACUUCGCGUGCCUGCUGUACUCGCUCCUCCGGAUAAAGCUCACCGAGGAGCGCGUGAAGUCAAUCGUCCGCGACGCGGUUGAGAUAGAGAGAGAGUUCGUGUGCGACGCGUUACCGUGCGCCUUAGUAGGAAUGAACGGUGAUCUGAUGAGCCAGUACAUCGAGUUCGUGGCUGAUAGGCUGGUGGGUGCGUUGGGAUACGGGAAGAUCUAUGAUGUGCAGAACCCGUUUGAUUGGAUGGAGCUGAUUAGUCUUCAGGGGAAGACUAAUUUCUUUGAGAAGAGAGUUGGGGAGUACCAGAAGGCCUCAGUCAUGAACAGCAUUAGUGGAAAUGGUGGCAACCAUGUGUUCAAGAUGGAUGAGGAUUUCUAAAUUAGGACUUUUCUUUUAUUUUUAUUUUUUUAGAUUUACAACUUCUGUUUUGUUCAAUUUGUUAUUCUGUGCCUUCAGAUAUAUGAUAAAUGAAAAUUUUCAAUACUUUGUUCCUAGUC
Molecule: messenger RNA, 1229 nt
Organism: Rosa rugosa (rugosa rose)
Lineage: Eukaryota; Viridiplantae; Streptophyta; Magnoliopsida; Rosales; Rosaceae
Product: ribonucleoside-diphosphate reductase small chain
Exons: 1
Coding region: 121-1110 (329 amino acids)
Biological process (GO): deoxyribonucleotide biosynthetic process
Molecular function (GO): oxidoreductase activity
Source: RefSeq, a predicted model, not a curated record